AUGACCCUCAUAAUUAACCACCAGGCUACGCAGUCAGCAACUAUAAGGCAUGAUGCUCGGCCCAGGUCCUACUUGUUACGUACUACAUCUCCAUUAUAUAUCUCGAUAUUGGCGCUAAUUCCGCUGCCUACCCCACAGGCAGAAGUAUACCCCGGUUACUCGAGACGCAAAGAAUCUCAGACUCACAGAGCACCGCAGUAG
Molecule: messenger RNA, 201 nt
Organism: Aspergillus niger
Lineage: Eukaryota; Fungi; Ascomycota; Eurotiomycetes; Eurotiales; Aspergillaceae
Exons: 4
Coding region: 1-201 (66 amino acids)
Source: RefSeq, a predicted model, not a curated record